GUGGCAAUGACGUAGCUAGGCUGUGCUACACUGGUUAGGCUACACUGUAUCGUUUGGCAGAAUAGAAUAGUUAUAUCUUUACUAAACGGAAUGAAAUAAGGGAUUUAUGUAAAUAGUAACGACGCUUGUGAUUAUUGAACAUCUUAAAAUAUACCGUUAAAUAACACUGCUUCUUUACACUGUAAUCAUUCAGGGAGUGAAAGAUUCCUUACGGACAACAGUCAUUUGGAAGCGGCCACCUUUGCCUCCCCUAACUACACGAUGAAUUAAGGAUACUACCAGUCCUGCCAUCUGCAUCCCUGCAACGCUGAAAGGGAGAAAGUAACCCCUCUGCCCUUUCAUAGUAGACCCCGGGCAGAGGAGUACUUGACUUUGCAAGUGUUUUUUGACGCUGGUGUGCGUGUGUUCAUGAGUGUGUUUGUGGCCCAGAAAAAGCGAGUAGGCUACACUCCACCUCUCUACUGCUGAGGAGAAGGCCCUUCCCUGUUGUAUUGGACCCGCUGUCCAGCGCCACCGCCAGCCAUUAUGGGGAGGAAAAAGAUUCAGAUCCAGAGGAUCACAGAUGAGAGGAACAAACAGGUGACGUUUACGAAGAGGAAGUUUGGUCUCAUGAAGAAGGCCUAUGAGCUGAGUGUGCUGUGUGACUGUGAGAUCGCCCUCAUCAUCUUCAACCACUCCAACAAGCUGUUCCAGUAUGCCAGCACCGACAUGGACAAAGUCUUGCUCAAAUACACAGAGUACAACGAGCCCCAUGAGAGCAGAACCAAUGCAGACAUCAUUGAGACAUUGCGAAAGAAAGGCUUCAAUGGUUGUGACAGCCCUGAGCCUGAUGGAGAGGACUCCAUUGACCAAAGCCCCUUGAAUGAUGACAAAUACCGCAAAAACACAGAAGAUCUGGACAUCCUGUUCAAACGCUAUGGUCAGACAGCUGCCCAGCCCCCCACGUUUUCCAUGCCAGUCACAGUUCAGGCCACCAAUCAGAACACCGUGCAGUUCAGUAACCCCGGUAAUGCCCUGGUAACCACCUCUUACGUCACAUCCUCAUCUCUCUCCGAUCCCCACCUCUUGUCACCACAGCAACCAGCUCUGCAGAGAAACACGGUGUCUCCUGGGUUGCCACAGCGACCGGCAAGUGCAGGAGCACUUCUCGGAGGCGACAACUCAAAUGGAGGAUGUCCAAGUCCAGUCCCUAAUGGAUACAUUAGUGCCAGGGCAUCUCCAGGCCUCCUAUCUGUUUCCAAUGGCAACAGCCUGGGGAAAGUAGGUCCAGCCAAGUCUCCGCCCCCGCCGCCCAGCCCCCAGAUGGUCAACAGCCGCAAGCCAGACCUCCGGGUCAUCACCUCGCAGAGUGGAAAGAGUCUAAUGCAGAUGCAGAUGACAGAGGAUGAGCUGGAGUUGGUGACUGAGAAUGCUCAGAGACUGGCUGGUGCCCAAGUUGCACAAGCGCUCACCACGCCGGUGGUCUCCGUGGCAACACCCAGUCUGCUGGCACAGGGGCUGCCCUUCUCUGCCAUGCCGACAGCUUACAACACAGACUAUCAAUUGACAAGCGCUGAUAUCACCGCUCUCCAUGCUCUUGCGUCACCUAGCGGCCUGCUACCAGCCAACGUGUCCACAUGGCAGCAGCAACAGCAUCAACAGUCUGUAUCGCAGCAACAACAGCAACUCAGUCUGGCUUCACUUAGCAACUUGGUCAUGUGGGGUAUGGACAAACAGAGCGGCGAGCUGUCUAGCCAGAUCUCCAGUCUAGCAGCCAAUUUGAGCGUGUCCUCGCCGUCCAACCUGCUCUUGGGUAGAGAUGAGUGGUUGGGACGGCCCGUGACCCAUAUACCUCAGAGCACCAUGCUAACCGUCAACACCAACUCCAAUGUGAGCAUCAAGUCUGAGCCUGUGUCGCCUGGCAGAGAUCGCAACACCCAGUGUUCUGUUCCCUCCUCCACCUCUUCCUCGUCCGGAGGCGGGGUCCUGACGGCAACGGCCCCACCCCAGUACCCAGGCUCCCUGCUGUGCCUGGAGCCCCCUACUGGCCGCUCUCCCGCAGACAGCAUCAGCAGCAACGCCAGCUCUUACGAGGGGAGUGACCGCGAUGACCCGGCGGCAGGUGGCGGCGGCGUCUCCACACACGCCGCGGGUAACGCAGGCCCAUCGGGUGGAGCCCUCCCCCCUGAGUUUAGCCCCUCAGCUGAGGUCCACAGGGCGCAGAGCGAGGCAGAGCAGGAGGGAGCAAAUGUCAAACGCAUAAGACUUGACACGUGGGUCACAUAAAAGCAGCAAUGCCAAACCGUCCUCACCCCUGAAAGCACCAAUAACACUGACACCACACGUAUAAAUACAUAUAGACACGGACACGUCUCACACCCUCCCACUUAUCCCACCUCAUUGACACUGCCAUUUGUUCACCUCCACACAAGGUCUAGCCCCUCUCGGCCUCCAUCUAAACCUAUAAAUCCACCUACCCGGUCAGUCCCACAGGACUCAGACGCUGAGCCGGAAAUGUGCGAUUGUUUACUGGUGUUUUUCGAACGAGGUAUCUCAUUGAAUAUGAAGAGAACACAAUCGGAAUGCCGUCUUUUAAAUGGUUGUUUAAUUUAAUUUGAUGGUGUGGACAGGUGUAUUAAGAGUGCAUAUUAUCUCCCAAGGUUGAUUGCUCAUCGAUGUUAAGAGCAGAUGAAAGUCUUCGCUUGUAGACCGCACAGUCAACAACUUUAUGUAUUGAAUUUGAGCUGCAUCUGCAUAAUUGACAGUAUGAUCUGUUUUAAUCUGUGCUUGGAGUGGACUGGGUUGUAGACUGAGCUUCUCACGGGACUAACUGCCACGUUCACUCAACAGUUCUGCUCUAAAAAUGUUUUCAAUAAGCACUGUCCGUGAAAAAGCACCUUUUGGGGUGACAACAAGCAUGACUCAGCUCAGUUCAAAAGAUUGCAAAGAGACCCGGACGGGCUGCGAGGAUUUUGCGGUUAGGGCAGACUGAAACUGCGUGCACCAACAUCAACAUUCAAGCCCAGCCAAAGACUCAGGUAGCACUCCGUCGUCAACUAGCACUCUCAUCAAGGCCUAGAACAAGUAGAGACUCAUUGCCAGAGUGCCGACAUCAACCUCCUCUUGUACUAAAAUGCCAAAUGCCUCAUCACAUGCAAAAGGAGCAUUGUAGAAACAGAAGAUGCUCAAGAACGCGACAAAUGAAAAUUGACUUACGCCAGGCUUUGAAUUAGCUUUCGGUGAGAAUGCCUCAAGUCAUAGUUUUAUUAUUUUUUUCCAAUUUGGAAGGAAUUUGCCCCCAAUGAUAAUUGAAAUCAGAAAACGCAUAAUGGUUUUUACUCUUAGAGACAGUAGUUUAUGACAUAGGUUUCUCUGGUUAGGGAAGUGUUUGGUCUUUUCAGUGAUGCAUUAUAGAUUUGAAGGUUGAGACUGUUGAUGAUUGUUCAUAAGUAACAAUUCAAAUUUUUUUAUGAAACACCCUAUCAUACAAAAGCUUUGAUGUUCUCUUAGCUCUGUUUAGCACUUGUAUGUGUUCCAGAAGAGCCGCUACAGCAGAAUACAAGAACACACAGUAUUCUAGACAUUCUAUAUUCUAUAUUUCUACCGCCUCAGUCGGCAGCAAAGCAAUUGGCUCCCUAGUGAGGACGAUAAGUGUACAUAUGAAUAUAUUUGCAUAAACUUUGGUAGGUAUCCCUAAAACAAGCAAUGUGUUCAUUCUCAGUGAAUCUGUUUGCGUAUGAGUGUAAUUUGAUAUGUUCAAGCUACAAUGCAGGAGCCCUGCAGCACUAGGUGGUGAGUCACCUUGUUUAGUAACCUAUUUAAUGCUAGUGUUGAUGGUGUGCACUUUUUUGUCUCUCAUUUAUUCUUUAGAGGCCUGUUGUGAUGUCAUAAUGUUAUUUUGCCACAUACACUGAACCCAAUCCCACAAUAAGAUGAAAAUGGUGGACACAACUUGAAUUAUUUACGUAGAUAGUUGGACUAAUUAACUACAUUUUGUUGUAGGUCUGAAUUUCAUAAUUCUGUGAGGUCAGAUCAGUAAGGAUACACUUGAAACUUCAGUACUGCAUACAUUAUAAAAUUAUGUUUAAGCAAAACAUUUCAUCUGUAAAAUUAGUUGCCACCUAUAUAAGUUUUAAUCUUUUAAAAUGUUCAAAUGUGAAUCCCAAAUUCUGAGUGUCAUUUUGAACAGACACCUGGAAAUAACUGAUUUAAUAUCAGUGCCUGACAUGGGAAUUCCAGGGUUCACUGUGUGUGGCCAACCAGGAGUUGAACUAGUGGCUGCAUUAACUAUGAAUGUGCAGAUCACAGUGGGAUGUACAGUGUGAGGCUGGCAUGAUUGCUCUGUAUUACACCAAGAAUCACUUACUUUCUACACAAGUUUUGCUCUGACAGCUUUGUGGCACAAAACAGGUCAUUUAUAGGCAAUUUAAAGUGACACCACCUAGAUUGGCUUUAACAUUGUUAAUGUACAAAUAGCUUUCUCUUUCCAAUCUAGCAAUGUAGUCUCAAGACAAUCUAUAUGAGCAAUGAAAUAUCCACGACCCUGUUUUUUGUGUACAAUGUUUUUUUUUUUAACUCACUAUUUUUCAAGUGUUUAUUUGUGCUGGUAAAAGUUCAUUGUCUAUUAUUACUAGUAAUAAUAAUAUUAUUAUUAUUAUUAUUAUGGAGCUCUUAUUUUUCUGCUAUUUUGUGUAGAAUAGCCAACCUUUUUUAUGUAAUCUACCUUAUUGUAUACAGACUGGUUUCCUUCUAUGAUACAACUAAAAUUGCACGAUCAGUCAUUGUGGUAUUAGCAAAAGCAAUGAAGGAAAAUACCCGUUUAAUGCUGCAAUUUAAAUUAAGACAGAAUAUAUUUAUAAAAUGUGGGAAACUGAAAUUUUUAAUUUGAAAAUAAACAUGCAUGGGAUAAGAAACUUAAAAAGAAUCAUGUUAAUAAACAGUAGAAAUAAACAACAUGCAUCACAAAUGAGUAAAAUAUCUCAGAAGAAAUGUAGCAUAAAUACACAAGAUAAAGUAUAGGUAAUAUAUUGUGUUCCGCUAUGUUCUUUGGGUUUUUGUUGUAAGAAUUACUUAAUUUGUUGUUUUUGAGAAUGAUAUACAUUUUGUGUAUAUUUUCAUAUACAAAGUAUGCACUGAUAUGUUAAAAUUCUAUACCGCUUUUACAAAAGUGUUUGUUGUACCAAAGUAUCCAAGUCCCUUGAAACCUUAUCCUUUUUUUGGCGUAUGUUUUACCGUAUUUUAUAUAUUAAAUAGACAAAUUGAGUGAAAUAAUCUAUUGUCAUCAUUUAAAAUGAUAAAAAAAAGCAAAACCCUC
Osmerus eperlanus (European smelt) is the source of this 5293-nucleotide messenger RNA. Its product is annotated as myocyte-specific enhancer factor 2D homolog. The record is from RefSeq and is a predicted model, not a curated record. NCBI's taxonomy places the organism in Eukaryota, Metazoa, Chordata, Actinopteri, Osmeriformes, Osmeridae. Gene Ontology annotation, biological process: heart development; positive regulation of transcription by RNA polymerase II; cell differentiation. Gene Ontology annotation, molecular function: RNA polymerase II cis-regulatory region sequence-specific DNA binding; DNA-binding transcription factor activity, RNA polymerase II-specific; histone deacetylase binding. The transcript has 13 exons. Bases 526 to 2265 code for a protein of 579 amino acids.